AUGCUGAUGCAGCCACCACGCCGGAAAACGUCACUGUUCUUUACAGGAAAAUUCACAAUGAAGCACGCCGGCGGUGGCCGCAAAAACAAUAACCUCUCGGUCUUCGUUGUGGUCUUCUCUAUCUUCCUCUUUGGAUGCUUCAUGUACAAUGAAGACGUGAAGUCCAUCGCGGAGUUUCCAUUUUCGAGUCCCAACAUUCAAGAAACCCAAAAAGAAUCAUCCAAAAUACACAACCUAGUUCAAGAAACUAACAAGAAAGCCGAGAAAGACACAGUUCCAGUGUUGAUGCGUUCAAGAACUAUAGUGGAGACAGAAGUAGAGAAUUCUCAUAAUAAACAAGAAGCAGUGGGUUUGAAAACAGAAGUAGAGGAUUCUGAAGAACAACAAGAAGUUGUUAGAUUGAAGAUAGAUGUAGAGGAUUCUGAACAAAAACAAGAAGGUGUGAAUUUGAAAUCCACGGAAACGAAAGAAGAAGAAGAGGAAGAAUUAGAUGAUAGGAAAAUUAAAUUACCAGGUGAAGAAGAAGAAGAUGAUGAAGAGAUUGAAUUUCCUCCUGAAGAUUGUGAUCUCUAUACAGGACAAUGGGUUUUUGAUAAUAUCACUCAUCCAUUGUACAAGGAAGAAGAAUGUGAGUUUCUCACAGAACAAGUGACUUGCAUGAGGAAUGGAAGAAAGGAUUCACUUUACCAGAACUGGAGGUGGCAACCCAGAGAUUGUUCAAUGCCCAAGUAA
This is a messenger RNA of Ilex paraguariensis (yerba mate), 732 nucleotides long. The record is from the annotation of a GenBank genome assembly. NCBI's taxonomy places the organism in Eukaryota, Viridiplantae, Streptophyta, Magnoliopsida, Aquifoliales, Aquifoliaceae.